Molecule: messenger RNA, 1669 nt
Organism: Megalobrama amblycephala (Wuchang bream)
Lineage: Eukaryota; Metazoa; Chordata; Actinopteri; Cypriniformes; Xenocyprididae
Product: janus kinase and microtubule-interacting protein 1-like
Exons: 7
Coding region: 400-1644 (414 amino acids)
Molecular function (GO): kinase binding; GABA receptor binding; microtubule binding
Source: RefSeq, a predicted model, not a curated record
AUUACACAGUGUUGACGUUGCAUCUCUUUCGUCCAAUAGCAAAGCGCUGCUCAUGAAUAUUAACACGAGCCCUUCGCAGUAGUAGGAUUGGAGUAUCGGCCGUCGGAUCUGUCCUGCAUGUGUGGAGACUAAUGCAACACUAUCAGCGGUGAACAGACCGACACUUCCGCUGCUGCUGUCAGAUGCCGUCGCCCGGCGUGUUUCUCAGGACUGACCGGAAUUAAGGACACAUUUUCGGCCUGCUGGACCGCGGACACCUGAGACCCUCACGGCAACUUACCGGCAGGAGAAGACGAAGAUGCCGCGGCGCUGUGCUUCAUCUCCAGCCUCACAGAAGGGUUAGAGUGACAUCUGACUGCCAAAGUGUGGAUUUGACUGGGAAAUCAUCGUUUGGGGAGGAUGGCUGCGACCACGCCCACCUCGGCCCCGCCUCCCAAAAAGAGCCGAGGGAAACAGGAAGCAGAGACUCUACAGACAGCCAAUGAGGAGCUGAAGAGCAGAUUGAGUGACGUACAGAACGAGCUGCAGCAGGAAAGAGGCAAGGUGGGGAAGCUGCGGGAGCGGCUGCAGGACUUGCGGGCGCAGCGAGAGACGGAGCAGCACAAGCACUCGGUCGCUCUCACCGAACUGCGGGUCAAGCUCCACGAGGAGAAGCAGCGCGAGGUGGCGGCCGCGCGAGAGAGCCUGUCCCGACAGCACGAGGCCGAGCUGGCCCGGGCGGCGCGGCUCCGCGAGACAGAACUGGCCCGGCUGCAGGCCCUGGUGUGCGUGUUACGGGACGGGGCCAGCAGCGAGCUCCGGAACGCCCUGAAGGAGGAGGCGCGAGAGGAGGCCCGCCGGAGCCACGAGGCCGAGAGGCUCCGACUCACGCAGGAGCUGCAGGAGGCCAAGACGUCCCGGCGGCAGGCGGAGGAGGCGCUGACCAAUGCCGUGCAGGCGGACCGGGCCAAAGCGGCCGAUCUCAGAGUGGCCCAUCAGGCCCAUCAGGAGGAGAUCCAGAGGAUCAAGCGCGAGAGCGAGAGAGAAAUCCGGAGACUGAUGGAGGAGCUGAAGAGCAGAGACCGUGUGGUUCAGUCUCUGGAGCGGGAGCUGGGAGCGCAGGCGGGACAGACGCAGCGUCUGCUGCUGCAGAGGGAGGAAUCCGAGCGGAAUUAUGGGAGUCCGAAGAGGGAGGUGGUGCCGGCCCUCGGGGAAAACACAGACUCUGUCAGUAACCAGGAAGUGGAAGAGAGGGACGUGCGCAGGUUCCAGCUGAAGAUCGCGGAGCUGCAGGCAGUCAUCCGGAAACUAGAGGACAGAAACACACUGCUGUCAGAUGAGAGGAAUGAACUGCUGAAACGAGUGCGGGAAACGGACGGAGAGAUGAAGCCGCUCAUGGAGAAGAAUAAACGCUUGAAUAAGAAGAACGAAGAGCUGCAGCAGACUCUCCAGCGCAUGGAGGACAAGCUGAAGACGCUCAGCAGAGAGAACGCAGAGCAGAAGGAGCGAUCGCAGCAGAACUCGCAGCAGCCGGGCGGCCUGAAGAGACACACCUCUCUGACGGACCUGAGUCUCGCCCACGAGCAACAGGAAGUGGAGUAUCUGCGUCUGCAGAUCAGCGAGCAGCGCGGCGUCAUAGAUGAGCUCACGCAGGUGCGUUUCUGAGCCGCGCACACACACACACACACAC